AUGGAUAAGCAGAGUUUCAGUCCCCAAAGUGGGGAGGAAGCCACGAGAAGACCCCUGUUCCUGCGGGAUGCAAGGGACCACUCUCCUGGCACCAAGGCUGCUGUGAACAUGAACACAGAGGCCCAGGGCACCAGCUGGGCGCACGUCCCACCACUGGAGCUACCGCCAGCGGACCUGGCAGGAGCCACUGUCGCCAGGAGCUGGAGGGAAAAUGGAUUAAGUGCCAAACAGAGGAGCCCCAAGUCAGCUUCAGGACUCAGUGGUGGGAAGGAGGGGGUGAAGAGAGGCCUCUUCAUGAAGCAGCCUUUACAACAUGGAGGAGACCGGUCUGCUCUGCUCAGCCCUCAGCCGCGGAUCACCCGAUCCUGGUGGUUCACCCACCGCCAGGCCCCUCCGCACACAUGCCCCAGUGGGCCGAGGUCCUUCUGGCUGGUGGCCCGUUCUGAGUGGGUCCUGCCUGGUGCCUCUGCUUCCGGUUCUUCUGUCGUGCGGCUCCUACCCCAUGCAGGUUGGAGGCGGCAGCACAGACCCUGCCCGGAGAAACCCUGGUUCAGCCCCCAGGGCUGCCGCCAUGGGGCCAGCUCUCACCAUCAGCAGUGCUUUGCCCCUUUGGAAGAAUGGCAGCAUUGA
Rangifer tarandus platyrhynchus (Svalbard reindeer) is the source of this 630-nucleotide messenger RNA. NCBI's taxonomy places the organism in Eukaryota, Metazoa, Chordata, Mammalia, Artiodactyla, Cervidae. The record is from the annotation of a GenBank genome assembly.